UCUUGAAUUUAAGGGUGUUUCGGGAAAAAUUGAGCCUGGCAGCAUCGAAAUUCUGUUUCAGGACAUCAAGACGAAGAGAUCAAGCCAUCUCGCCAACUUGUAUCAUUAACGGUCCCACGGGACUACUUGUGCUCCCGGACUAUAAAAAAAAAGCCCUAGAGCAAGCUUCAAGUCUACAAAACCAUCAUUCGUCCAAUUUGGUCCUAUGCAUCACAACUUUGGGGUUCUGCCUCGCCUUCAAACAUAAAGGUUAUUCAAACCUUUCAAAACAAAUACAUCAGAAGAAUUACUAACACUCCUUGGUUUGUCCACACCGAAAUUCUACAUCGAACGUUUUCAAUACCCUAUGUCACAGACAUUAUCAAAGUCAUGCAUCGUAAAUAUGUGGAUAACCUCAACUAUCAUCCUAAUCAUCUUGCAGUAAACUUGUUAGAUACCUCCACGAACACUUAUCGCCUCACUAGGCGGAAUGUGAUGGAUCUCCAAUCUUACAUGUAAACAAUCAGCUUUUCGAAACAUCUGAACUUUCGCGCUUUCGUUCGCGAGUGUAAUACGUCUUCCGGGUAGUGCAAACGUGCAUUGCGCAGUGUUACUAACCCCCUUUUCACAGUGCAUUCUCUCAUUGAACAGUUGGUAAUAGCCCAAAUCACUGAGGCUGAUUCCUUCUAAGUAUAAACAAGAAAAAAAAAAGAAAAAAAUGUGGGUCUGAGUGGCUUGUCUUUCACCCACAAUUUCUCUCUCAUCUUCCUCUUCUAUUCUUAUAGUUGGUGUUUUGCGAGAAAAAUAGUCACGAAAAUUCAUUUGACAUGGAAUUACCCACUUAUAAUACCUUAUACAUUUAUGUCAUACUCAUUUUUUCUUUUUUAGUUCCACAAUAUGGAAAAGAGAGGUGGUAGACGUUCAGUAGUCAAACGUGCUAGAGGGAGACGUUUAACUGUUGGACCCCGCCCGUAUGCUCCCCCCCGCCCCCGUGCCCCGACUCCGCAGCAACAUCCACCAGCGACUCCACCACCAAUGCCAGAUUUCCCAACUCAGCGCUCACCCGAAGUCAGAGAUCACAGGUUUCACGGCAAGACUCUAUCUUACGUGAAUGACUGGCCAGAAAGCAUUGAGGAGGAGUGUGUAUUUCUUACACGUGUUGGAAGCGCCUGCAUAAAUAUAGUUUAUGUAAAGUAUGCAAUGAUUAUGAUAGAUUGCGGUGCCAUACGUGGAAGCUUCUCUGGCUUUGACCUGGAAGAAAGAUUGAGAGACCACGUUUUUAUCAAACGAGGUACAGAGGUGAUGGGCACAAAUAUGAAUGUACACUAU
Molecule: messenger RNA, 1308 nt
Organism: Bemisia tabaci
Lineage: Eukaryota; Metazoa; Arthropoda; Insecta; Hemiptera; Aleyrodidae
Source: RefSeq, a predicted model, not a curated record